Molecule: messenger RNA, 5030 nt
Organism: Phascolarctos cinereus (koala)
Lineage: Eukaryota; Metazoa; Chordata; Mammalia; Diprotodontia; Phascolarctidae
Source: RefSeq, a predicted model, not a curated record
UCCAAUUGAUUGUCAUCAGAAGUAGUCCAUGAUCAAUAACCAGAAUGCAUUUGGAAACUGGACUUAUAUUUUGUAUUUUGGGACUUGCUCUCCAAGUUCAAGGAUCCCAAGAACCUCUCAUUAAGGUAAACCAUGUCAAAUCCAAGUACAUGGAAGAUGCUUCCAGUUUUGACAAUACAGAAAGAACAACAAAGGUAUCCAGAGUGUCAACCAUCAGAAGGAUAUUUGAUUUGGCAAAGCACCGGUCCAGAAGAUCUGUAUCUUUUCCAACAGGGAUUAAAAUCUGUCCACAGGAGUCAAUGAAACAAAUUUUGGCCAAUCUCCAGGCUUAUUACAGACUAAGAGUCUGUCAGGAAGCUGUGUGGGAAGCCUAUCGAAUCUUCCUGGACCGUAUCCCUGACACGAGUGAGUACCAGAAUUGGGUCAGUGCCUGCCAGAAGGAGACUUACUGCAUUUUUGACAUUGGAGAAACCUUCAUCAAUUCUCAGGAGCUCCAGGAACUUCUCCAGCAGCGAUUAAAGCAUCAUUUCCCUGAGAGAAAAGAGGAAAUUCUCACAGAGAAGGCAAUAGAAAGUAAAAAGUCUGAAGAAAUCCCUGUGCUUCCUACAGUCUCAGCAGGUGCUGCUAGCUUCUCUCCACUUCCCUUCACAUCCACUCCUAAUGGCUCACUUCUCAACAAACUUUUCAAUGACACAAAGACUCCUGUGAAGGAUAUAGAAACUGAAAUCACUAAUAUCAUAUCAGAGGGACCAUUGGAAGAGAUGUUAGAAUUUAGUGUCAACCUAGCAGAUCAGAAAUUUAAGGCAGAACUGAAUGAUCCAAGAUCCCCAUACUACCAGGAACUAGCAGGAAAAUUUCAACAUCAGAUGCAAAAAAUAUUUAAGACACUUCCAGGAUUCAAAGAAAUCCAUGUUUUAGGAUUUAGACCGAAGAAGGAAAGAGAUGGCUCAAGCAGCACAGUUGCUCGACAGCUGGUGAUCUUUAAGAGAGACAGAUCAGAAAGAGGAAGGCCCAGCGGCAACCUGUCAACCAUUCACCCUAAUGAAAUUGAAAAUGCAAGCAAGCCUGGGAGCUUGGAGGAGGAAGAACCUCAAGAAAGCAGUCUCACCUCAGCAGGGCUGCAGCAACUAAUUACCACAGCUCUAGAGGAAGACAAGUCUCUGGAACUGGGAACAAUUCAGUUUACUGAUGAAAUUGAAAAGCCUCCAGAGAGCUUGGAACAUGACACCCAAUCAGUAAUGACUACUACCCUUGCUGAACACUCAUUGGAUGCUACCUUGAAUCUUGGGUUUACACUUGGUCACCCCAAGUCUGAGACAGAAGAAAGAUCAGAGCAAUAUUUAUCAAGUGAAUUCCCUAUUUCCAAGACAGCUGAUGAAACUCUUGUGAGCCCCGUGAAUUUGACUCCACCAACCCUUCUGACCUAUGAGCCAUCAGUGUUUCCAGAAGCACCUGAAUCUGGAAAGGAAACUGUAGGAGAGGACGCUUUGACUGAACACCAUUCUGAAAGAGUUCCCAGUGCUGUGGAGAGUACUAAAGGUCCUUUCUUGAUAGAUCAAGAAAUAGAAGAGGAGCAAACAACUGGCAUCACAGAACUGCCUCAUCUAGGAUUCAGUACUGAGGGUCUAUCUGGACAAGGGGAACUUCCAAGUAUAAUGGAAACAUCAGGUGAUGUUGCAGAAACCACAGACAGUCUUUGGUUUACUCUCAGCCCAGCAUCUCCCACCCAAAUGGAAUCUUUGCCAUUUUUCACUGAAUGGAGUGAGUUCUCUCAACCUGAACAAGCAGGGACAUUUCCCAUUGAUCAAGAAACUCAGCUUCCAGUGGUAGCCAGUCCCUUCUAUGGUCAAUCUACUUCCAAAACCACAAUUUCCUCAGGUACUGCAGGAAGCAGUACACACAUUUCAGGUACCCAGGACAGCACCCAAGAGCUUGACAGAAUGGAUGAGGUGAUGGUGGACACUGGCUAUGCUUUUACCCCAGAAGCCAGCUCGGUAGAUACCGCUUUAACCACCACCUUGAAAUACAUUACUACUAGCUCUAUGACGACAGCUGGCAAAGGGAAAGAAUUGGUAGUGUUCUUCAGCCUGAGAGUCACAAAUGUGCCCUUUUCUAAUGACCUCUUCAAUAGGAGCUCUCAGGAAUACCAAGACCUGGAGCAACAAUUCAUACAGUUGCUGCUUCCCUAUCUGCGAUCCAAUCUUACUGGAUUUAAGCACCUGGAGAUUCUCAACUUCAGAAAUGGGAGCGUGAUCGUGAAUAGUAAGAUGAAGUUUGCGAAGUCAGUUCCUUACAACAUCACAGAAGCAGUGCAUUGUGUAUUGGAGGAGUUUUGUUCCACUGCAGCCCAGCAGCUCAAUCUGCACGUAGACACUUAUUCUCUCAACAUCGAGCCAGCUGAUCAAGCGGACCCAUGCAAAUUCAUGGCCUGUGAUGAAUUUUCACAGUGCAUAAAGAAUGAAUGGACAAAAGAGGCCAACUGCCUUUGUAAGCCAGGCUACAUCAGCCAAGAUGGACUGCCCUGUCAAAGCCUGUGCAACGUGGAUCCAGGCCGUUGUGUGAACGGAGGAAAAUGUGAACUGGUUCCAGGAAAGGGAGCUGUUUGUAGGUCACCAGAUCAUUCUUUGAUACCAGAAUUGACAAGUUAGGAUCAGGAAUGCUGAAUUUCAAGCAACAACAAGAGAACAAGGUAUGGAGAACCGAAUUUUGAAUUACCAAUCUUAGGAUAGGAAGAUUCAACCAUCUGACCUACAGUUGAAAGAGCUUGUAAAUCUCAAUGUUUUCAAACACCCAGGGGAGAGAGAGAGAGAGAGAGAGAGAGAGAGAGAGAGAGAGAGAGAGAGAGAGAGAGAGAGAGAGAGUGUGUGUGUGUGUGUGUGUGUGUGUGUGAGUGACCACUACAAAUGCAAAACACAACUUGUCUGUAACUUAGUUGACAGUCAAUUCAAGAAUUGCUACAGAAAAGUUCAUCACCUGGUGGCCACACAGCUAGGUUGGUAAUCAGACAACAUAUAGUCAAUAAAUAUAUACCAAGUGCCCCCUCCCCACAGUGAAAUCAUAUCCAUUAUAUUAACAAAGGCAGUAGGAAUUAUUUAUCACCAGACCCAACAUUAAGAAAUAGCAUUUAUACAGUAUUGCAUACACAGUAGGUAUUCGAAUAAAUUCCUGAUGUUUGAGAAUGAUAACAAUGUUGUUGUACUGGGAGUCAGAAGACCUUGGUUGUAACUGACAUUCUGUCCCUGACCUUAAGUAAAGAAAUUGACCUCUCUGGGAACUCAGUUUCCUCAUCUGUAAAAGUAGUGGGACUGGAGGUUGAAUCAAGUCUUUUGGAUACCCCUCAGGUCUAGAAUUAUGUUUCUAAUAUAAUGGUUAAUACAGUAUUUCCAAAAAUUCUUCAGAUUACCAAUCCCUCUACCAAUUACAGAUCACAACCUCUAUUACUGGAGGGUCCCCAAGAACUGCUAUUGUUAGCAAGUACAUCAUUCAAAGGCCAAACUCAGCAAUCAUCUUCAGAAAACUUGGCUAAAUUGGUCUAUGGCUAUGAAGUCUACCAGAAGGCGUACAAGUAAAGAUUUUGUAGCUAGGUAGGGCCUACCAGAGCUCUGGCAAUAACAUAGCCAUAGAGAACCCAAUAUCAGCUCCAUGAUACAAUGAAGCAUUAGAGUAGAACUUUAAAAAGGUGUCCAGUAUUAGAUUAGGAAAUAACAAGAGCUCACAAUAAUGUGGUAUUCUAUGAAGCACUUUCUUCAUAUUAUCCUCAUUUUACAUAUGAGGAAAUUGAGAGAAGUUAAGCAACUUGUCCACAAUUGCACACCUAGUAAUGAUUAGAACUAACACUAGAACCCAGGUCUCUUGACAAAAAAUCUAAUGCUCUUUUCAGGCUAUACAAAAAUAUAUACAUAUUUUACAGUGCAAAAAGCUGAAUAUUUGCAAGCUCUACCCUAGAAAAGAGAUGAAUCUUCUGCAGUACAUUUGCAUGCUAAGGGUAUAUACCUUCCAAUUAAUACUCAAUAGUUUAAAGUACACACAAGUCUACAUAAAACAAGCUUAUGCACCAGAUAGAUUUAGCUUCAGUCAUUUCUGGGGUAUUUAAAAAAAGUAAUUGGGACAUUUUAGACUCAAUUAUCAGAGAAAUCCCACUUGUCCUUUUACUCCAUGUACAAUCCUACUUUCAGAGAUUAUACAAUUAAAAACUCACACCAUACUAAUUUGAAGACGAUGUUUGCAGUAGACAAACCAUAAGGGAAAGCUUACGAAGCUCUUCUUUCAAUUAAAGAACAUAGUAUAUUAAAGAGCACAUUUUUCCUAUUUUUGUAACUUUUUAUCUCAAUUUUAACUGGUAUCAUAAACAUGUUUUAAAUGUACAUUUUAAUGACAAAUUAAUCCUCAUUAGCCCUUAUCAAUGUCAAAUAUGAACUAUUUCCAAAUAAAUUUGUUAUAAAUAGGCUUUUCUUUCAAUAAAAUAUGCCUGUUUCUUACACAUUGGUCAAUUUAUCUUGAAAUGAAUAUCAUCCUGUUUUAUUUUCAGCUUUUAAUGAUUUUAGACAUAAUUUGUAAAAAGCUAUUAUAAUCAAAAGACAAUAAAAUAUUAAAUAGCAGCAUCAACAAUCUCAACUAAAAUCUUUACAAAUGAAGAUAAUUAAAUUUUCUAGUCAUACAACACUCCCUUUAGAAAAGUCAUCCCUCCAACUGUUAUACAACUUUCUUUUCCUCUAAAAAACAGACUAUAAGUGCGCUGAAAACCCACACAAUACAAGGCAAAGUUCAACAUGGGAUAUAUUUAUUAUUUGCAAUUUUCAGUACAUCAGUAAAAUAAUUUUAGGAAGCAUCUAUUUUGAUACAUACUUUGAAGAAUAAGAUUAUAUAAUUCCUGCAAUUGAAAAGCAGAAAAUUUAGCAAUGGAGAAAAAAAGGUAAAUUCACAAAUUACUGUCUGUGUUUUAAAUGUGAGCUUCUGGAUAGGUCUCACACUUCAGUGACAUGGUGGAGAAUCGAUCUACUUUUAUAUAUAUAUAUAUAUAUAUAUAUAUA